Messenger RNA from Amoebophrya sp. A25, 1498 nucleotides. The record is from the annotation of a GenBank genome assembly. NCBI's taxonomy places the organism in Eukaryota, Dinophyceae, Syndiniales, Amoebophryaceae.
UGAACCUCCAGGAGAUGAAAUUACAUGCUUCUUGAAGAAGUAUCUCCACUAUCACUUUAUUGCAACUAGAUCAUGAUGAUUGCAGUCGUAGUCUAGUCAUUUUUGUGAUAUUUUUAUACCGCAAUAAUUACUGCUUCUGAUGGUUCUACUUCUACACAUCAACAUUGACAAUGAUGUCCCAUGUACUUAUCAUCUGGUCGUGACAACAUAUAAAUUCAUCAAAUGUUCAAUGCCACGAGCACGACGACUUUUUGUUUUUCUGCCAACAAAGUAUUAGUUCUAGUUGCAAAAGAUGAUCAUGAAGGGCUCAUCUGACUUUAUCAUGGAAAUAGAAAAUGAGGAUGAAGAGCAGCAGCAGGACUUGUUGUUAGUCGGUGACACUUGGACAGACCUGGGUGUGCUGCGCUCGUUGAAGGAAGCAGUCCGCGAAUUGAUCGCAGAACAAGCGAUCACAAGGCAAGAAGCCUUCGAUAUCGUUAAAGAAGCGAGUUCCGCUGCCCGGAGUGAAAUCCGAAGAAUUGCAGGAUCUUACGCGGAUCAUAGUUGUCAUGAACAGGUACAAGUAGGCUCCCAUGUAUGGCUCUGGUAUUUUUGGUAUAGCCUGAAUUUGAUCCUAAGGGUUCUCUUCUUGUUUUCCCUUAUGAUCCAAUUCAGGCUAUACCAAAAAUACCGGACCCAUUCAUCCCAUGCACAAGCGGGGGAUUCACGACAACCGCAUCAGGGUGAUUCGACGAGGAUACGAGGGGAAGAAAUGCAAGCACAAAGUUAAGGCAACGAACUGCUAAUUGUUCAAGCUAAUCCAUCUCGUCUUGCAAACUUUCUCACGUGGGGAUCAGGAUCCCUAUAAUCUCAAGUAGAAAGACUAGCUGCUCUAACCAAGAGGAUCAAGUACAACAGGAAACAAGCCGCACCUGGAAGCGCCGUUGGAAAGCUACAGCAUAGGUGAGUCGGGAGCUCAAUUUCGCACGACAGAGCAUGUCAUGAAGAUUCCGUCGACAUCUCUGGAUACCAGAGCUGGCCAAAAAUUACCUCCUUUUCGCAUGCACUUGUAUGUGAAUCAUUGACCUGAAUAAAGACUUCUAUUUUUUUUCCGGUCAAUCAUUUACAUAUAGUCAGGGGAUAGCGAUCCACAUGCUGCCAUGACAAGGUUUGCCCUAUUAUUUUUGAUCAAUCUAUUUUUCCCUGACCUCCCUCUCGCUCUCUUUUCUGAAGAAAAUGAAACAAAGCCAGCAAGUUGAAUGCGGUGAGUGUUCUUCUACCCUGCUUCGCUUGCGCUUCUAUUAUGUGAAGAUCGACGGCAUUCCCGAUUCUUCUAGUAGAAUGUGACGUAGGUGGUCGUGGUGCACCUCAAGGAGAUGAUGGAUGACAAGUAUUGAGUCAUUCAUCUGUGGGUUCUCGUUUUUCUUGACUGAACGGACUAGAAGAAAAUCUUGAUACAACAGCCUCUAACACUAAAAGAAAAACGUUGAAUCUCUAGGAUGCGCCCAUUCUUUCUUUA